Drosophila novamexicana is the source of this 5750-nucleotide messenger RNA. RefSeq names its product serine-rich adhesin for platelets (gene Mur89F). The transcript is spliced from 5 exons. Gene Ontology annotation, molecular function: chitin binding. Bases 1 to 5736 code for a protein of 1911 amino acids. Gene Ontology annotation, cellular component: extracellular region. The record is from RefSeq and is a predicted model, not a curated record. NCBI's taxonomy places the organism in Eukaryota, Metazoa, Arthropoda, Insecta, Diptera, Drosophilidae.
AUGGCGCCAAAGAUGACGCCAUUCUCGCUGCUCGACAAAAUGGCGACGACGAGGACGCUCGCAUCUUCAGCGGAAGUACACUGGCUCUGCCGAUUGCUGCUGCUCGGCGUUUGCAUUGGCGCCGCCGCAGCUCGAGACAUUUCAUCUUCGUCAGUCUAUGCACGCACUGCCCCUGAUGACGUCGCCUUCUAUUGCCCAGAGGAAGGACUAUUUCCCGAUGACUACGACUGUCGCAUCUACUAUCGCUGUGAGAAGCGUUCCGAGCAUUACAUCAAACCAUACAUAUUUGCCUGUAGGGAAGGCACGGUCUUCUCGCGUACCCUGCAGUUGUGUAUGCCACCGAUGCUGGCCGGUCGUGGGGAGUGCGCCCAGUAUAUGAAUGAAAUCGAUAGUAGCGUCGAGACCGACAGCCAGCUGGCGUUUGAUGGGCUCGUCAGUAACCAGAAUGGACAUAAUGCGAUGCUUAACAGCGCCGUCACACCCGCCGCCUUGAAGCUGCACACCUAUGCAACUGCAAAUCAGUUGCCCACAAAUUAUGGACUGACAGGACUGAGUGGUGUUUCAGUCAUAUCCUUUUCGAGCUCAUCAUCUUUGCGCUCGGCCGGGGAUGAUGGUGUGGCGUGCGAGGAUGACGGAUUUAUGAGUGAUCCCAGUGACUGCACCGUGUUCUAUCGCUGCAUCUCCAAUGGACGUGGCUAUAAUAAAAUCGGGUUCCGUUGCUCGGACGGCACCGCCUGGGAUGAGUCUCUGCAGUCGUGCAACCAUAUGUUUGAUGUACGUGCUAAUGGCGGUUGCCGCAAUCAAGCUGCCCCGCUGAGCGAUGACCAAACAUCGACACAGUCAUCCCAAACGAGCUAUCAGAAUACCACCUCAUCGUCGUCGUCGUCAAACAGUCAGCAAAGCUCUUCGACAAGCUCCUCAACGUCCACGUCGUCUAGUAACUCCUCUUCCUCCAGCUCCUCAAAUCAACAAGAAUCAAGUUCAAAUCAGGAGUCUUCCACAUCCAGCAGUAAUCAACAAUCUACAUCCAGCUCCAGCAACACACAGUCCUCAAGCAGUACAGAGAGUUCAGCCAGUAGCAACCAGCAAAGCAGCUCGGGUUCUGCAAACCAAAGCUCUGGAAAUAAUCAGUCCUCGAGCAAUAAUCAAAACACAGGUAGCAGCUCAAGCAGUAACCAGAAUCAAAGCUCUAGCAAUCAAAGCUCAAACAAUAACCAGAAUCAAAACUCUAACAGUAACCAAUCUUCCAGCGGUAAUCAGAGCAACCAAGGCUCAUCAAGCAAUCAAUCUUCGAGUGGAUCUGACAGCCAAUCAAAUCAAAAUGCUAUAAAACCUACUGCGAACGAGUGCGAGGAUGAGAACACAUAUAUUCCCGAUAAAAUGGAUUGCGCCAAGUUUUACAGAUGUCGCUUAGAUGGCAAUGGAAAUUUUGAGAAGGUACCAUUUACAUGUGGUCCUGGUACUGUAUGGGGUCAAGAGGAAAAAGUUUGCGUUCUGCCCAGCGAAGAUCAAAAGAAACAAUGCAAUAUACAAUCUGGAUCAUCUAGUAGUGGAAAUAAUCAAAGUGGCUCAUCUUCAUCUUCGAGUUCCAAUAACCAGUCUGCUUCAAACCAAAGUUCAUCUUCCAAUCAAGGCUCUUCUUCUAAUCAAGGAUCGUCCUCCAAUCAAGGAUCAUCCUCUAAUCAAGGGUCUUCCUCCAAUCAAGGAUCGUCAUCCAAUCAAAGUUCAUCGUCGAAUCAAGGAUCAUCUUCUAAUCAAGGAUCGUCAUCCAAUCAAGGAUCGUCUUCCAAUCAAGGGUCGUCUUCCAAUCAAGGGUCGUCUUCCAAUCAAGGAUCGUCAGCUAAUCAAGGAUCUUCCUCCAAUCAGGGUUCAUCGUCUAAUCAGGGAUCGUCCUCCAACCAAAGCUCGUCGUCGAAUCAAGGGUCGUCUUCUAAUCAGGGAUCAUCAUCCAAUCAAGGAUCGUCCUCCAACCAAGGAUCUUCAUCUAAUCAAGGUUCGACCUCCAAUCAAGGAUCGUCUUCCAAUCAAGGGUCGUCUUCCAAUCAAGGAUCGUCAGCUAAUCAAGGAUCUUCCUCCAAUCAGGGUUCAUCGUCUAAUCAGGGAUCGUCCUCCAACCAAAGUUCGUCGUCGAAUCAAGGGUCGUCAUCUAAUCAGGGAUCAUCAUCCAAUCAAGGAUCGUCCUCCAACCAAGGAUCUUCAUCUAAUCAAGGUUCGACCUCCAAUCAAGGAUCGUCUUCCAAUCAAGGGUCGUCUUCCAAUCAAGGAUCGUCAGCUAAUCAAGGAUCUUCCUCCAAUCAGAGUUCAUCGUCUAAUCAGGGAUCGUCCUCCAACCAAAGUUCGUCGUCGAAUCAAGGGUCGUCAUCUAAUCAGGGAUCAUCAUCCAAUCAAGGAUCGUCCUCCAACCAAGGAUCUUCAUCUAAUCAAGGUUCGUCGUCGAAUCAAGGAACAUCCUCUAAUCAGGGAUCCUCUUCUAAUGAAGGUUCCUCCUCCAAUCAAGGAACGUCAUCCAAUCAAGGCUCGACCUCCAAUCAAGGAUCGUCAACCUCUAAUCAGGGUUCUUCAUCAAAUCAAGGAUCAUCAUCAAGUCAAGGAUCAUCCUCCAAUCAAGGAUCCUCCUCUAGUUCAGGAACGUCUUCCAGUCAAGGCUCAUCCUCCAACCAAGGUUCUUCGUCGAAUCAAGAGUCGUCGUCUAAUCAAGGAUCAUCGUCUAAUCAAGGUUCUUCGUCUAAUCAAGGAUCCUCUUCCAAUCAAGGAACGACUUCCAGCCAAGAAUCAACUACUACGACCCAGAAACCAUUUAAGCCGGCAGAUAAGUGCGAGAGCGAAGAGACCUUCUUAGCUAACAAUGAAAACUGUUCGAAAUUCUAUCGCUGCGUCGAUAAUGGCAAGGGUGGCUUUACGAAAGUAUCAUUUACUUGCCCACCAAAUACGAUUUGGCAUCCCGAGGCCAACAGCUGUAACCAUCCAUCACAAGUUGAUAUGCAAAGCCUUAAAUGCAAGCGAGUCACCCCUGCCCAACCGGCAAGCGGCAGCAGUAGUAGUAACAGCAAUACCCAACAAUCGUCCACUUCAUCCUCCACGUCAUCAUCAUCAGGCAGCAGCACAACACAGCAAACCACAUCGUCAAACUCCCAGUCUAGCAGCAGUACAAGCUCAACAACAUCAGGCUCAAGUACCUCAAGUUCCACCUCAACCCCAAUGCCGUCUGGUAGCUGUAAGGUUAAUGGACAAUUCUUAGGAGAUGGUACGAACUGUGCCAAGUUCUAUCGCUGCGUAGACAAUGAUAGAGGUGGUUUUAAUACGGUGGCCUUCUUCUGCCCCCCUGGAACUGUAUGGGACGGUCAGAUUGAGGCCUGUAAUCAUGCCUGGGCCGUUAAAGACAAAAGCUGUGGCAACAGCGAAACCACUGAACGGCCAGAGAUUACAGACUCAACGCCAAGUUACGGCGGUCAAUCCUCGACCACUCCAAAACCAGCGGUAAAACCGUCUACGCUAAAACCAACUACUCAAGACACAACAACGAAGAAACCCUCUGCGCAGAAACCAACUACUCAGAAACCUGUUACACAAAAACCAACUAGCUCAUCUGGGAAUGUAGAGUGUAAAUCUGAGGGUUUCAUUGGUGAUCCAAGCAACUGUGCCAAAUUCUAUCGCUGCAUAAGCAAUGGCAAGGGCGGCUUUAGCCAGGUGCCAUUCCACUGCGCUGCGGGUACAGUUUGGGAUCAGGACCUACAAACGUGCAAUCACGAUUUGAAUGCGUGCAAUCCAAUCCCCGAAGAUGGCGGUGGUAAUGCUACCACUGAGUCUGAUAAGGGUCCUUGUGACAAUACCACGGUAAAGCCUACAUUUAAACCGACUUCAGAGACCACCUUAUCACCCAGCACAUUGGAGCCCAGUAUAACAAAUCGUCCAACUGAGCCGGCUACGGAAUCAACAACCGAACAGAUUACAACCAACCAGCCUACCACUACAUACAAACCUACAACAACAAUACGGACUACGACGACCAAACAGACCACAAAUGAAAAUCAGUCCACUACUACAACAUGGACAACUUCCACGGAAGCUUCAUCAACUGAAACAAGCACUCAAACUACAACCAUGAUUCCCGAAACUACUACCAAGGUACCCAACUUGCCACCUGGCACCAAAUGUAAGGGCGAAGGAUUUAUGGCUGAUCCCAACAAUUGCCGCAAGUUCUAUCGCUGCCAAAAGACCGGCGAAUCGUACUCGAAACAUGAAUUCAUGUGCGCCAAGAAUACAGGCUGGAAUGAAGACUUGCAAACAUGUGAUCAUGCUCAAAAUGUGCCAGGUUGCGCGGGUCAAACUGAAGAUCCAACAGAAGCUACAACUGAAAUUACUUCUACUGAGGCCAUAACAAAACCAACCACUAUAGAACCACCAACAAAACCUACAACUGAAACAGUUACGAAACCAACCACUUUUGAGCCACCAACAAAACCUACAACUGAAACAGUUACGAAACCAACGGAUCCUCCAACUAAGCCGACGACAGAUAACCCAACCACUACAGAAAAUAUUUGGAAGCCAACAGACUCCACAAUAAAGCCAACUGACGUGCCAACAAAACCUACUGAUUAUACGGAUAAGCCAACGGAAAUUCCCAUUAAGCCCACUGACUAUCCAGUCACUAAGCCAAGCACCACAGAAGCGUAUCCAGAGACUUCAACUGGGUUUACAACAUCAUUCCCAGGCUAUCCUCCAACUACAACUGAAGAUAAUCCGAGCACUACGCAAGAGUCAACAGUCAACUUCAAGUGCCCUGCUGAAGGUUUCCAUGCUGAUCCUGAGGAUUGCAGUAUUUACUAUCGCUGUACAAAAACCAACGAUAAAUAUCAAGUAUACAAGUUCCGCUGUCCAAAGGGCACAGUGUGGGACACAUCGCUGGAGACUUGCAACUACGCAGAUCAGGUGUCUGGUAACUGCUCCUCUGGCAGCAUGACUUCAACAGCAAGCCCAAGUGAGGCAACCACACCAUGGACGGAGAUGCCAACAAGCACUGUGAAGCCGGUGACAACAGUUAAGCCCGAGACAACAACUAACACGCCCAGCACCACAGGUGGGGUGGUUGACCCUACAACCACUAAUAAGCCAGUAGAGACAACUACGGAGCAGGAGCCCAAGCCUUAUCCAGAGCCAUCAACCAACUCAAGUGCUCCAUGUCCCACGACUACAGAGGACCAAAGCUUGUUUGUCUGCCCAUCGGGCUUCCGUCGGCAUUCCAAGCAGUGCGGCGUAUUUUACCAAUGCAAUGAGAAUUCAAAUUCAAAUCUAAAUAUUGUGCUGUUCCAAUGUCCCAAUGGUACUGUUUAUCACGAAGCAUCAUGCCGUUGCGCCAAGCCAGGGCCGGACGACACCUGCAGCAACAACGACGUGUUGAUCCCACGUACGCAGCUUUUCGAGGAGGAACCGCAACCGCUUAACCUGGUGCAAAUCCAUUCCACAGCGCCGCUUUGCCCGGAGGAGGGGCACUUUGCCCUGAACCAGGAUGAAUGCAGCCAGGUGUUUGUCAAAUGCGGCUACUCCCAGCAGACAGGACAUAUCGAGGGCCAAAUAUACCGCUGCCCGCAAGGCUUUGCCUACUGGAAUGUGAGCCGCCGCUGCGAGCCUGCCAAAAAGCUAACCAGCUGCACCCCAGCCACAUACAAUGUGGGCGAUAGUGUGCCGCUGGAGUGGGUCAACAUUGGCCACAGACGUCGCAAUCUUCGCAUCUAAAACACAUACACAUA